AUGUUUUCAACAUACGGCAACCUUGAAUCGAUUGGCAUAUUCUAUAUUUGCAAAAAGUAGCAUAAUAAUUUUUUUCCAAUAUUUUAUUUUGUAAAUUUCUUAAAUUUUCUACAAGGUAAUAAAAUAAAAAAACGAAAAUAGUAAAAAAAACAAAUAAUACAUUCAGCUAUCAAAUAAAAUAUUAAAACAAAAAAAAAAAAAAAAUUCACACGUUCGUAAUAAUACUACAUAAAUUGAGAUAAAAUAUUUGUAAUAAUUGGUCAGCUGAAUAUUCUGCGCCAGCUGUCAAUUGUUUACAAAACUGCACUGAAAACAAUAGCUACAAUUUUCCAAUUGGGCAUUGCGACCAGAGAGUAUUUGGGAAAAUAAUAAACGUCUAAACAAAAAUCGUUGCAAUUUUGGUAAUAAAAAAGAUUCAAAAAAAUGCCAAAAAGUUAACAACUUCUAUUGAUAAUAUAUUGAUAAAAAACAAAUGAAAGAGACGAUUUCAGGCAUUUGUUUACUAUUGUAUUUUGUUUAAAGAAAUUGCCAUUCAGCACAAAAUGAUUACCGAACAAAGUAAAAUUCAACAAACAACAAACGCACAACAUCACCAGCAUCAACAUGAACUCGGCAACAUUCCGGUGGGCAGCACAACGGUUUUUGUAGAACGUUUCUUUGGACAUUUCUAUUGGAAAGAGUUUGCUUGUGGCUGUGGCGCCGCAUUCGUCAAUAUUGGUAUUACAUAUCCCAUUUAUAAGAUGAUAUUUCGCCAAAUGCUUCAUGGUGUUCCCAUCACAUCCGCAUUCGGUCAGCUGCGGCAUGAAGGCUUACUUUAUUUAUAUCGUGGCAUGUUUCCACCCCUCGCACAAAAAACUGUUUCAUUAUCCAUAAUGUUUGGCGUUUUUGAUGGUACGCGGCGUUAUCUGGUGGACGAUUAUCAUAUGAAUGCAUAUAAAGCGAAACUUAUAGCUGGUAUGGCAGCAGGUACCGUAGAAACAUUGUUACUUCCAUUCGAGCGCGUACAAACACUCUUGGCUGACUCAAAAUAUCACAAAUAUUUUGCGAAUACGCAAAAGGCUUUUGGAUAUGUACUAACAAAUCAUGGGUUUAAAGAAUUAUAUCGAGGAAUUGUACCGGUGCUGUGGCGUAAUGGUCCAUCAAAUGCCAUGUUCUUUAUAUUGCGUGAAGAGGCUAGUUUACAUUUACCACAAAGGACUUCUGUAUCCACAAAGGCGGCACAAGAAUUUAUUGCGGGAGCCAUUAUUGGAGCCAGUACGAGUACAUUGUUUUAUCCACUUAAUGUUAUAAAAGUGGCGAUGCAGAGCGAAAUGGGACAUCCAUCGGAAAGUAUGUGGAAAACAUGCUUGAAAAUUUAUCGAGACAGAGGCAGCAGUAUUGCAUAUUUUUAUCGAGGUUGUGGUUUUAAUACCGCACGUUCAUUUAUUAGUUGGGGUGUCAUGAAUACGGCCUAUGAAAAUUUAAAACAUCUCAUGAGUACAUAUUGACUCAUUAUAGUAAAUUUUUAAAAAUAACAAUAACACCACCUAUUAACUAAUUUUCAGCCAAAGGUAAAUUAUAAUAUAAUGCUCGAAGCUAAUCACUAAUUUAAUGUAUUAGUUAAAGUUUAUAGAAACUAACAAAAAACCAUUAAGAAAACAGAAUUAAAAAAUGAAAAUGAGGCCAUAAAUUUGUCCUUAUAUUAAUAGUUACUAUUAAUAAUUUUAAUUUAAUUUUAUAUAAUUUAUUUAUAAACAAUUAAAUACAAUUUAAUGACCCAUAAGACCCAAAUGACUGACUCCAACUUGACUGGUUUGUGUAAAAAAGUACAAACAAACACUACAUACAAUAUGGUGGUCAUCCAUUAAAAUUUUCUCUCACUUAAGUAUUUGCUUUCAUAAGUUGUUGCCUUAUUCUUCUAGGAUACUUAUAAAUAUUUUGUAAAUAAUUAUUAAAUACACACAUGCGGACGCUGAUGAUGGUA
Messenger RNA from Lucilia sericata (common green bottle fly), 1963 nucleotides. RefSeq names its product solute carrier family 25 member 51. The transcript has 4 exons. Bases 543 to 1487 code for a protein of 314 amino acids. The record is from RefSeq and is a predicted model, not a curated record. Lineage: Eukaryota; Metazoa; Arthropoda; Insecta; Diptera; Calliphoridae.